AGUGAAGGAGCUAGUGCCAACCUUCCGCCAGUGAUUCGGUCAAGACCUUAGCUUGUUAUUGUAUAACGUUCUUUCAAGUUUCAUUAUGCAGUUGAAGUUAUUGUUCGUUGUACUCAUCGUGGUGACAGUGUGUUACGAUCUCUUCUACCGAUUGUCUUAUUCCAUGUGAACGUGCAACCCGUUGGUGCGGCUGCAGGUCUCUCUUUCUGGAUCUCUCUCUUCCUCUUUUCUCUCUCUCCCUGUGUCUCUCUCACUGUGUCUCUCUCUCUUUCUGUUUUCCUCCUUCUGUCUCUAUCCCAGUCUGUCUCUCUCUCUCUCUCUCUCUCUCUCUCUCUCUCUCUCUCUCUCUCUCUCUCUCUCUCUCUCUCUCUCUCUCCUCCUCCUCUUCCUCCUCCUCCUCCUUCUCCUCCUCCUCCUUCUCCUAUCUAUCCAUCUAUCUAUCUCUCCUCCUCCUCCUCCUCCUUCUCCUCCUCCUUCUCCUAUCUAUCCAUCUAUCUAUCUACCCAUCUAUCUAUCUAUCUCUCUUGCCAUUCUACGCUACGGUUCUCUUUCGUUGACGAUAACGUUAUAUUGCAAGAAUGGCUGCUGGCGGGAGGAGGUACGACUACAAGUAUGUGCUGACAUUUUCUCCGCCUCCGCGUUGCUGCCUCGCCGCUGGAGACAUAGAACGGGCACUUGAAGAACUUGGACUACGGGCAAGGGUGGAGAAUGCCAGGGACACCGAUCAAUCGUUCCGGGUUCUGUGGCUAGACCCCAGUACCGAUACACUGCCACUGCCAGGGUCCGCGGUGAGCCUUGUGAUCAAUGGACGCACAUACACGGCAACUAUCCGCCCAACACACGAGCAUGGCCGCGCGGACAGUAUCCCUCUUUCACAGCAGGUUUCGGAACGUGAUCAUGAUAACGUAGGCGGUGUGCAUGUGCAGCAGAGACUGCAUUUGCCAUCAGGUGCAAAUGGCACCGAAGCUGUCAGCCACACGCAGCAAGCACGGGUCAGUGGCUAUGCGAGCCGAAGAGGGAGUGAAAGUCGCUCAAGCGGGCGCAGCAGACUGCCGCCUCCUGUUGCCAUCCUGGACAGAGCACAGUCAUCUGGACCUGUACCUUUGCAUGGACGGAGAGAAUGUUGCACAUCUGGCAGUCAGGUGACUGGGGAAGAUGAGCACGUCAAGCGCCUCCUGUUUGCUGGUGUCCCUGACGGCACUUGCAAGGAAGCGCUAUUCAGCUUAAUGCAGCUGUGUUCAGUGGAAGGCAUCGCGUCUGUCAGCAAUGUCGUGAAGAAGCGAGUUGUUGUCGAGUUCAAGCAAGAAGUCGAUAUCACUGCCACAAGGGAAAGGUGCCGUCAAAUCAACGAGACAUUUGGGCACAACAUCACUGUUGGAACAGUCCCAGCUCCUCGUCAUAUACUGGUGACCUAUCAACUAGAGAGAGAACGUGUAGCAGAGCGGGCAAUGGAAGCAUUUCAGUGGUUCCAACCCGUUGCAUCUAAGAUGCAAUCAUUGUGCUCGGCAAUGCUUACUUUUAAAGACGCGGACGUUGCUCGCGACGCUUGCUCAAGUCCGGUAGUCCACCAAAACGGAUUGGCGGCCACGCUGCUGUAUCAAGGCCUGGACAUUCCAACACCCGCAGAAGAGAGGGGAGCGGACACUGAGGCCUGGUUGCCUUCAGAUGUUUUCGUACGAUUCCAACAGGAGCACACACUGGCCAAGCUUCUUACAUUGCCCGACAAAUCUCGUUUAAUGCCGCUGAUAACAUCUCUCAACGACGUGCUUGCCGAUGCUAUCUGCUCCAUUACCGAGUAUGGUUUCAAGUUCUCACCAACUCGAUCUGCGGCGUUCAACCCGAUCUGGAAGAAAGCAUUAGAUGUGGCCAUGAAAUUCUGGUGGAAGUCUGUCCAGCCUGAGAUUGAUAUUCGUCCUCUGGAAGCACCAGCGGAAUACCUGGAUUGCAUCAUCAGUGAUGUGAGGACAACGAUGGAUCUUCCGGCGAAUACAGAGAUCUAUGCCAACGACACCAAUGGUACUCUUGAAAUCAUUAGCAUUGGUUCCAAAGUUCUAUCAAGAGUCCAGCUGCUCAAACCCAAAAUUGAGAAGGCGAUUUCUGCAUAUUCGACACACCAGGACAGCUUGUACGUCGAGACCUGCAAGCUGGAUGUGUUGAGGAUGACUCAGCGUCUCAACCACAUUGAGCAGAGUCACAUGGUGAUGUUUGACUAUAAAAAUCAGGUGGAGAACGUGACAUCAACGCCCAUCACCAUCACUGGAGUACGGAAACACAUAGAAUCAGCAAAGACUGACCUUCAGGCCACAGUCAAUGCACUGAUUAGAGAGGAGGCACCCUGGACAUCAGCCGACCUAGUUGGACUAAUGGCGACCGAGUGGGGCAUUGAGUAUGGCAGAAUACACCUCCUCCAGCGACGAUGUCCGGGCAAGCUUCAACUCCACAAUGGGAAAGUCACGGUGCUUUGUCACAAUAAGGAUGUGGAAGAAGUUUUCAAAGCGCUUACUGAAGUCGGACAGGCCCUGAAGAUUGUGCGAAUUCCACUGAACAAGCCACGGAUGAGAUAUCAACAAGACGCUGUUUGCAACUGGGCACAUUCCAGCACAAGACGUCUUGUCGGCACUCGCCUGGACACGCACAGCUCGCCACAAUCCCUGCUGGUCUUCGGCGAGGCCGAAAGUGUCGACGCAUGCUCUGAACGUAUCCAGUCUUACCUUGACGGGAAAGUGAACAAGAAAUGGACUGUAUGCAGGUAUGGUCCAUGGGAUGAUGGCUCCUUCAAAGACUAUAUGUGCUGGACGAAGGAAGCCGUUGGAAAAGCCUUGGUGGCCCAAUUCGGCGACACCUCAGUCAAUAUCCACAUCACGGGCGAGUCAGUUGAACUCACCGGUCCUGAGGAUGAAUUGGAGUUCGUUCGGGCACAGUUUGAGGACAGUAAGGCCCAGUACAUGGCUGUGCAAGAGGAUGUGACUGAGUACGGUGUUGCUCUUUUCGCACAACCGGGCAUCAGAGAACAACUUUCCGACAUUGCUCGAAAGAACGACGCGCAUCUGCAACUGCAGCUCGUUCCUCGCGCCCCCACAGAGCUGGAAAAAUCCAGGGGGAGAUCUGACCCUGUUCGUAUCAAUGCCAAUGGAGACGAAAGCCGACAUCCAACCAUGCCCCAACAUGGUGGAGAACGAGUGGACGCUGUCAAGGUCUUACUCAGUGGACGGCCCGACUGUGCUCAGGAAGCCUGGGAAAUGAUCCUGGACUUCAUUCGUAUCAAGCUGAGGACAUCGGCCACCUAUAACACCGAACCUCUCUCCAGUGGUGAGUUGGAGAGGUUUGUGGAAAUGGCAGCACAGGCUGGGAUGGAAAUUUACGUCAACGGUGAUUCUACUAGCAUCCAGCUCCAUGGCCUUUGCGACAUUGUUUCUAGCACAGAAUUGACACUACAAUGUUACCUGAAUACAGCACAGCAGCUGAAAACAUGCAUUCAACUACACAAGAGUUGCUGCAUGGGGCAGGACUCCCAGUCUAGGGUCGGUCUUGACGAAGAAGAUGACAGGCAAGUAGUGGUUGAUGCACGUAUGGACCAGGCUACUGGUUCACACGAUCUGCUCGGUACAGCGGUUGAACUCAGCCGGCAGGAUGCACCCAGUGAAGUCCUUUGUGUGGACUGGCCCACCGCGGCAUUGGCAGAAGAGGCUGAGCAGUCACCCUGCACAAUUUCUCACGCUGCAUCGCACAGAGUUGAGGAUAUGCCGCUGUGCGGCCAAUCGCAUCUUGCUCGUCAUCCACCACAUCCCCCGGCUUGUGAACCGCCAGAUCUGUCCGCUCAGUAUCCACCUGACCCACGGGUGCCUCGGAGUCUCUCCCGUUGCCAGGCUGCUGAACCCACUGCUACCGGUCCAGCAGCAGCAGCUCCAGCUAUUGAUCAGACCCAGGUCGGCGGUAUACAGGAAUCCUGUCCUCAAGAUCACCCGCGUGGACGCUAUGCAUCUAUGCAAAGCCUCUUGCCAGCUGCCAAAGUUGCUAUUCAUCUGCUGCUGCUGGCUUUGGUGUACAUGGAUACGAUUGUGCAUAUGUGACUGAUAACACCAGAUUUGCUGUAAGCCAGCCUGUAUGGGUAGUUGUGUCACUGAUUUUUGUCUCUCUUGGGCUUUGCAAUGCAGCCUCUCAGAUACCGUUCAGUUACAUGCAGUCAACAGAAACCUAAUUCUUACGCCUCUGCCAUUCUGUCCUGCAGAUACGCGCAUUCCAGUUGUGACUCAUCAUUCUGUUGCGACUAUGCAUUGGCAUUGCCUGUGCUCUGUACAAGUACUAUACCCAGUCAUGCACAGUCAUGUACUUACAAUGUACACGUGUAGUGUAAGUGGCAUUUUAGCAAUCACAGAACAGAAGAUUUGUUCAAUGUACGUCAAUUUCAGUACUCUGUCAGUUUUGUGCCUAGUUCAGUAGUUGUUGCACUUUCUGACUGUAUUAUAGUAUCUAGUUACAGUGGUGGAGAGUUACUCUUAACUCAUUUCCAUAAUGUCCUUUUCCUUUCUGCUUUUAUUAUUGGCUCAAUACCCGAGUUUCAAAUUUCAAUUAUACUAUGAAAUACCAAAGGCGUUAUGCCGUCAUCAA
Molecule: messenger RNA, 4608 nt
Organism: Sycon ciliatum
Lineage: Eukaryota; Metazoa; Porifera; Calcarea; Leucosolenida; Sycettidae
Exons: 6
Coding region: 579-4070 (1163 amino acids)
Source: RefSeq, a predicted model, not a curated record